CGGGCUCGCAGGGCUCGGGGCUGCGGGACCAGCGCGUCGCCUUCAGCCCCGGGGACCCCGCACCCACCGCCCGCUCCUCUCGGCUGCGCGGCAGGACCCGCAGGACCCGCCCGUGAACUUUCCUGUUCCUCCCUGGAAUGGAGAUUUCUUCCCACCAGUUUCACCUCCUGGAGCAGCUCAACGAGCAACGGAAGCAGGACUUGUUCUGUGACUGCAAUAUCCUGGUGGAGGGCAAGGUCUUCAAGGCCCAUCGCAAUGUGCUGUUUGCCAGCAGCGGGUACUUCAAAAUGCUCCUCUCACAGAGCUCGAAGGAGACCACUCAGCCAACAACAGCUACUUUUGAGGUCUUCUCUCCAGAGACAUUUAUGGUUAUCCUGGACUUUGUGUAUUCAGGCAUAUUGUCCUUAACCGGUCAAAACGUGAUCGAGGUGAUGUCAGCUGCCAGCUACCUGCAGAUGACAGAGAUCCUGAAUGUCUGUAAGACAUUCAUUAAGUCCUCACUGGAUAUCAAUGAGAAGGAAAAGGAUCAUUACCUCAGCCUUUCGGCCAAAAGUACAAGCAGUGAACCAGCUCAUCCGCCCCUUUACCGCUCAAGAAGGAAAGCCAAGAGCAACCCAAGGCGCUCCUGUUCCAUCCCGGAUGAAAAGACUAGCGUGGCGAACGAAAACUCCUGGAGCAGCUACGGCAGCUGCCUGUCCUCGCAGGUGGUUCUGCAGCUGCCAGAGACGCAGCUCUCCAGAAGAGGCAGGAAACAGAGCGUGGCGAGGAAGCGCCGGAAGCACCUGGGGCUGUCCCAGAGCCGGGACAGCGCGCAGCACAAGGCGCAGCGGGGCGGCGGCGGCUCCUCUUCCAGCCACAUCGCCCGGGAAGAGGCGGAACUGGAUGCUGAGAAUGACACUGAUCGCGGGUACAAUCACACCUCGGAGGUGAUACCCAAGAGGUGGUCUGUUGACCAGCUGGAGCAAGAGCUUUCAAGAACUCCCGAGUUCAUGGAGCUCAAGGCAGAGGAGCUGUACACCUCAAUGCCCACCAUUUUAGGUGUCAUGAGUAGUUGGAACGAAGAUGACCUACCUCGGAUGCGAUUCAAGUGCCCCUUCUGCACGCACACGGUGAAGCGACGGGCAGACCUGAAGAGACACCUUCGCUGCCACACAGGGGAGAGGCCCUACCCCUGUGAAGCCUGUGGGAAAAGGUUCACCCGCCUGGAGCAUUUACGGAACCACUUCCAAACGAUACACCAGGCUGGCAAACUGAUCUGCAGGAAAUGCAAGCGCCACGUAACUGACCUAACGGGGUGUGUUGUUCAGCAAGGAACAAGACGCUACAGACUGUGCCAUAAGUGUCUGGCAGAAGCUAAUUUUGACAGCAUCCCCGAUGAUUUAGAUGCAGAACAUUCCCCUGACUCCUCCAAGGGAAACAAACAUUCCAAAUGGGCUUUGGAGGAGGAACAGAAAUCAGAUGAAGAGACAAUGGAGGAGGAACCAUAUAACUUGGUUGUCCGACAUGUUAAUAGUGAUGUUCCAGAUGAGGUAGAUGAAAAGGUGAAACCAAAUCUUAGGUAGAUAUAUUUGUGUAUUUGUUUCUGUUGUAUUCAAGAUUAAAUUGUCCUACCAACUAAUGCUGGUUUAUUACUUUCAUUAAAAUUAAAUACUGCUAAAAUUCUGUUAUGAGAAGCAAAACAUGGGCUACAAAAGAGGGUUUUUUUUGUCCUUACAGACAUGCAGCAGAGUAACUACUUCUAAAUAUAAUCCAGAAGGUUCUUAUUAUCUGGAAACUAAUUAGAAGAAUUGGUUUACAUUUCAUCAAAGACUUGCUAGAGCUCCUGUUCAUAAUAAAGAUGUGAUUUUUUAAAAAAACAAAUAUUGAUAAUUUGCUUUGAAAAUGUCUUAAUAAAGUAAGCAGCCAAGAAAUAUAAGCCACAUUUUUGUUGAUGCUGCAAUUAACAUAUAUAAACACUUCAGAAACUUCCUAAGAGGAAAGAAAACAAGUGGAGGUCUUCCUGCUGAAGAACAGGAUUAUGAGAGCUUUGUCUUCUGAGUGAGGUUACUGCUUCUUAUGGUUCAGAAAAGCAUGAGUAGUUUUAAAGA
This is a messenger RNA of Apus apus (common swift), 2087 nucleotides long. Its product is annotated as zinc finger and BTB domain-containing protein 8A-like. Gene Ontology annotation, molecular function: RNA polymerase II cis-regulatory region sequence-specific DNA binding; protein binding; DNA-binding transcription factor activity, RNA polymerase II-specific. Gene Ontology annotation, biological process: regulation of transcription by RNA polymerase II. The transcript is spliced from 4 exons. The record is from RefSeq and is a predicted model, not a curated record. Bases 138 to 1562 code for a protein of 474 amino acids. NCBI's taxonomy places the organism in Eukaryota, Metazoa, Chordata, Aves, Apodiformes, Apodidae.